CUCUAACUGCUCCAGGAGUCCAUGGAGCUCCUCAGCGCUCCGUCCAGGUCUCCAGCUCCAACCGCUCUUGAGGAUUUACUCAGGGAAGACGCAUGCGCAAGCGCAGAGGCCUGGUUGACGGUUGGGGCCAACAGGGCGGUUGCAGAGUUCCUUACUCAAACCAGAGAUGAUGGGUAUUCUGACCCACCACUUCCGCAGUAUGUUCCUGCCCUUUCCCCUUGUGCCUGCCCUUGAGAAGCCCGAGGAACACUUCUCAUGUCUGAAAAGCGUCGUCCAGCGCCUCAGAGAAGUAGCUCCUGUCACUGAAAAGUCAGUGGCCCGCUGUGCGACACCUUCCUUGUUUUCACGUAUGAAACUUGUUAAGGCAGGAUGCUAUGAGUUUUAGUAGUUUUCAUGUGUUCUCUGCCAUGAAGUACAGCUCGGCCAAAGCCUGACAAGUAUUCCCUUUUGUAGGAAUCUUACCCAUCACAGGGAAGUAACUAUGGACAACAACCUCUGCCAUGUACCAGGAAUCAAAUUUAGGACCUUGCACUUACCAGGCAGGUGCUGCGCCACUGAGCUACAUCCCGGCCCACCAUCCACCUUUUUGAAGCCUCUGAGAAAAAGCCAUGGGUGUCACCAACAAACCUGUGCAUAUAAAUACCUGUGGAUGGAAAGCCAUCAUCGUAUUGUGCAGUCCAUACAAAGAGAGUUACCAUGAAGAUCUUCAUCUUUCUGGCUUUCCUGGGAGCUGCUGGAAAAGAAUGAAGCCAGGAGAACCUCAAAAUCCAGCCUGCUAAGGACCGACACCAACAGAUGAGCAAGGAGCUGGCAGCAAUGGGCCCUGGAGCUUCAGUGGAUGAGAUGAAGACAGAGGCAGCUCUGCACUCAGCCCUGGGCUCUGAAGUCAGCCUGCACACCUACGACAUCUUGGUGGUGGUUGUCUACUUUGUCUUCGUCAUUGCUGUGGGGAUCUGGUCAUCAAUCCGUGCAAGCCGAGGCACCAUUGGUGGCUAUUUCCUGGCAGGGAGGUCCAUGAGCUGGUGGCCGAUUGGCGCAUCUCUGAUGUCCAGCAAUGUGGGCAGUGGCUUGUUCAUUGGCCUGGCUGGCACAGGGGCUGCUGGGGGCCUUGCCGUGGGUGGCUUCGAGUGGAAUAUGAGGAAAACAAGACCUGGAGGAGGAGGCUUCCCCUUCAACUCUGUCCGUGAUCUUGGUAACUUCUUCUCCUUAUAUUCCCAGGCAGUCUUCCUGCUUCUGGCCCUUGGCUGGGUCUUUGUCCCUGUGUACAUCGCAGCUGGUGUGGUCACUAUGCCACAGUACCUGAAGAAGCGGCUUGGGGGGCAGAGGAACCAGGUGUACAUGUCUGUCCCGUCUCUCAUCCUCUACAUCUUCACCAAGAUAUCGACUGACAUCUUCUCUGGAGCCCUCUUCAUCCAGAUGGCUUUGGGCUGGAACCUCUACCUCUCCACAGUGAUCCUCCUGGUGGUGACAGCCGUCUACACCAUCACAGGUGGUCUCAUGGCUGUGAUCUACACAGAUGCUCUGCAGACAGUGAUCAUGGUAGGGGGAGCCCUGGUCCUCAUGUUUCUAGGUUUUCAGGAGGUGGGCUGGUACCCAGGCCUGCAGCAGCUGUACAGCCAGGCCCUCCCUAAUGCCACAGUCCCCAACACCACUUGUCACCUCCCACGAGCAGAUGCCUUCCACAUGCUUCGGGACCCUGUGAGCAGGGACAUCCCACGGCCAGGGCUCAUUUUCGGACUCACAGUACUGGCCACCUGGUGUUGGUGCACAGACCAGGUCAUCGUGCAGAGGUCUCUGUCAGCCAAGAGUCUGUGCCAUGCUAAGGGAGGCUCAGUGCUGGGGGGCUACCUGAAGAUCCUCCCCAUGUUCUUCAUCGUCAUGCCCGGCAUGAUCAGCAGGGCCCUGUACCCAGAUGAGGUGGGCUGCGUGGGCUGCGUGGACCCCGAGGUCUGCCAAAGAGUCGGUGGGGCCCGAGUGGGAUGUUCCAACAUUGCCUACCCCAAGCUGGUCAUGGCUCUCAUGCCCGUCAGUCUGCGGGGCCUGAUGAUUGCUGUGAUCAUGGCGGCCCUCAUGAGCUCACUCACCUCCAUCUUCAACAGCAGCAGCACCCUGUUUGCUAUUGAUGUGUGGCAGCGCUUCCGCAGGAGGGCCACAGAGCAGGAGCUGAUGGUGGUGGGCAGAGUGUUUGUGGUGUUUCUGGUUGUCAUCAGCAUCCUCUGGAUCCCCAUCACCCAGAGCUCCAACAGUGGGCAGCUCUUCGACUACAUCCAGUCUGUCACCAGCUACCUGGCCCCACCCAUCACUGCCCUCUUCCUGCUGGCCACCUUCUGCAAGAGGAUCACAGAGCCUGGAGCCUUCUGGGGCCUCCUGUUGGGCCUGGGCGUAGGCCUUCUGCAUAUGAUCCUGGAGUUCUCAUACCCGGGCCCAGCCUGUGGUGAGGUGGACCGGAGGCCAGCCGUGCUGAAGGACUUCCACUACCUGUACUUUGCCCUCCUCCUCUUUGGGCUCACUGCUAUCAUCAUUGUCGCCAUCAGCCUCUGUACUACACCCAUCCCUGAGGAAGAGCUCACUUGCCUGACCUGGUGGACACGGAACUGUCUCACCUCUGAGCUGGAGAAGGAGGCCUGGGAGAGCCAGAGGGAGAGGGAGAGUGUGCCAGAGAGGUCAGAGAGGCCAGCCUGGGAGUGCUCCUCAGGAGGAGUUACCGCAGGGAAUGGCAGCCAGGGCCCGGAUCAGCCUGGAGCCCCAGCUCUGUGCAGGUCCUGGGGAAGGCUGCUCUGGGGACGGCUCUGUGGGCUGUCUGGAGCCCCAGGACAGGUCCUGAGCCCAAUAGAGAAGGCUGCUCUGGAGCAGAAGCUGACCAGCAUGGAGGAAGAACCACUCUGGAGAAGCAUCUGCAACAUCAACGCCAUCCUCUUGCUGGCUAUCAGCAUUUUUCUGUGGGGCUAUUUUGCAUGACUCCACAGACUUGGUUUCUGCCGAGACAAAUUCAACGUAGCCCAAGCCUGGCCAGGUGCAGAGACAGGCUCUCUUCCUACCCUGCUCCAAACUGGAAAGCACAGAGGCUGAGCAUGGACGAGGUCCUAAGGGGCAUCGAAUGCAACACACUUGGUGAGUGGAGAAUACAAGGCCUGGAGAGAGUGCUGGGCUUGCCCCGGGCCACAGAGCAGCACUCAUUCCGGAUCUCCCAACUGCAGCUCCUGUUCCCUGGCACUGCCUUCCAUUCCUACUUCCGAGACAGUUUCUACCUCUUCCUGAGUUUAUUUAGCAAUCUUUACUGUACAUGUGUCUUGAGGUUAGAAAAAUGAAGGAGACAAGGAAAGGAAGAGAAAAAAUUUGCAAAACUCCAAGUGCACCUUUGCUCCUUCAUAUCCUCCUUUGUCUUUCUCUGUUCUUCAACCCCCAGCAUUCUAUCUGUAGGGUGAAUCUGCCAAGGAGGGGCUUACAUUUCCAUUGGCAGUUCUACAGCUGUGGCUGUCAGAACAAAAAGAGGGAGGGGCCAAGAGUGGAACUCGAGUAUGAUGGCAGAUGGUAUUCAGGGCAGAGCGCUCUUGGACAAGGAACUCUCCUGGGCACUAUUCAUAUUCUGCUUCUUCCUACCCUCAAAACCAAACCUGCACCAAGUCUCCAAGGCCUUGAGGACCUUAAGAGUCCAGUUGGAGAGCCAUGACUUGCUGCAAGCAAAAGAAAUCAAGGCCUUAAAGGUCAGCCUGGCAGGGGCAGCAAGGACAGCUUGGGAGCCACAGCACAGGGCCCUUUGUCACUCCCUUUGUCUUCCAAGCAUUUGCCACCCUGGAAUACACCAUAACUCAUUUAAGUAUCCCCUGCCAGGAAGCUGCCCAAUGUCCCGAACUGGGUCAGGGUCCCACUCUUGCUCCCACUGCCCCAUGGACCUGCUUCUGUCAAGGCACUGCUCACAGCAUCCAGUGACGUUGUCUCCCCUUAGAUGGUGUACCCCAAGGGACGGGCACCAACUACUCUGUCCAACUUGACUUUUUCCCCAAAAUGAUA
Molecule: messenger RNA, 4011 nt
Organism: Heterocephalus glaber (naked mole-rat)
Lineage: Eukaryota; Metazoa; Chordata; Mammalia; Rodentia; Bathyergidae
Source: RefSeq, a predicted model, not a curated record